AAUCCAAGAAGUAGAUCCACAUUAACCAGGAAAUGCUCGUUCUCUGAAGACUGCAAGAUACCUCUGGUUUCAUCAUGGCAAGCCAGGUUGCUGAGUCAAACGGUGAAUUUUGCUUCGACCUUUUCCGCGAGCUGAGUCACGCAAACGUAGAUGCAAAUGUAUUUUUUUCUCCGUUCAGCAUCCUAUCUGCUUUGGCCAUGGUAUACCUUGGUGCAAGCGGCCAAACGGCAUCUCAGCUACAAAAGGUCCUUCAUUUUGACAAAUUCACAGAACCUGAAACGUCCACAUUUCCUCAGUGCCAGCAGCCUAACAGUGUCCAUACCGCAUUAGGAAGUGUACUCUCGCAAAUCAGAGCACUCGACACUAAUGAUACUCUGAGCAUUGCCAACAGACUCUAUGCUGAACGAUCCUACCCCAUUCUUCCGAAAUACUUAAAAUGCACUAAGGAGCUGUACAGAGCAGGCCUGGAAAAAGUCGACUUUCAAAAAUCUUCUGAACAAGCGAGAUUGGCAAUUAAUGCUUGGGUGGAAAGUCAAACCAAUGGUUUGAUCAAAGAUAUGUUUGCUUCUGGAUCUAUUCCUUCCAGAACCAUCCUGGUUUUAGUAAAUGCCAUUCACUUCAAAGAAAAGUGGGCGUCUGAAUUUAACACACGAGACACAAAGCAAAUGCUUUUUAUGGUGAAUGAGAAAGUGAACAGAUCUGUACAGAUGAUGCACCACGUCUCCGAUUUUAAUUUUGCCUCCAUAGAGAAGUUCAACAUUCUAAUUCUUGAACUUCCAUAUGCUAACAAUGAAAUGAGUAUGGUCAUACUUCUUCCAAAGGACAAUUUUGGCCUGCUGCAGCUUCAACGUUUAAUCACCUACAAGGAGUUACUAAAAUGGAUGAAGUCCAUGAGACAAAGAAAAGUGGAAGUAUAUGUGCCCCGAAUGAAGAUGGAGGAGAAAUAUAGUCUGAUCGGCAUUCUGGGAAACCUGGGCAUAACAGAUCUCUUCACACCAAGGGCCAGUCUCACAGGCAUCUCCUCUGCAGGAGGCCUGGACGUGUCAGAAAUCAUUCAUAAGUCUUAUGUGGAAGUUAACGAAGAAGGCACUGAGGCAGCAGCUGCUACUGGGAUACAGAUCCGCCUCACCUCCUUUGAAAAACCUGUUGUAUUCAGAGCCGACCAUCCUUUCCUCUUCUUUGUCAUUCACAAAAAAACCAACCUGAUUAUCUUUUCGGGCAAAGUCUCUAGUCCUUAAAUGGUUGAUAUGUUUGUUUUU
This is a messenger RNA of Gekko japonicus, 1259 nucleotides long. RefSeq names its product ovalbumin-like. NCBI's taxonomy places the organism in Eukaryota, Metazoa, Chordata, Lepidosauria, Squamata, Gekkonidae. The record is from RefSeq and is a predicted model, not a curated record. Gene Ontology annotation, biological process: negative regulation of endopeptidase activity. The transcript is spliced from 8 exons. Bases 75 to 1238 code for a protein of 387 amino acids. Gene Ontology annotation, molecular function: serine-type endopeptidase inhibitor activity.